GGCUCUGUAGGUGCACGCUUUCAAAGUUUGACUGGGGAAUAGGGGGGGUAACAGUGGAGACGGCAGCAGCAUCGCCCCGCCGGGAAACAGACACCAGGAAAUUAUCAUCUGAGGAGAGACGGGUUUGGAAAAAGGACCGCAGCUCGCCUGGGAGUGUCCGACUCCGGCGAUAAGAACAAUGGGAGAGAUGGCUGAGCGGAUUUUCGAUUUCUAAAUGGGAAACACAAGAAGGUUAAUGUAACACAGUGUUUGCUGGAAGGAGGGACUCCCGGCUGCAGCCUGCCCCCCUCAGCCAUGCCGCUCGUAUUCCGCACGCUGUUGUUCGGCUUUGUAACGCUGCUGGUUGUGGUUUUGAUAAUUGAUGAUAUUGCAGAAGUGGAGGAAGAAACUGCAAAUGCUGGACAUUCAAAGAAGAUGAACUUGCACCAGCUCAUCCCUAAACCACACAGAAAGGCUGCAGCACACGUGGAUCCAACGGCUCUGUCGAGAUUGAAAGACGUAAAUCACCUCAGUCCGAGCUACAAUAACACCACAAGGCUCUCGUCAAACGGCUGGACCUUCAACAAGACCCUCUCCAACCUCAUCAGAAAGAAUAUUCUGAGAUUUCUCGAUCCGGAGAGAGACAUCUCGAUUCUGAAGGGCACGCUGAAACCAGGAGACAUCAUCCACUAUGUGUUUGAUCGCCACAGCACCACAAACAUCUCAGAGAAUCUCUACCGUCUUUUGCCAACUGUGUCCCCCAUGAAGAACCAACAUCACAGGCGCUGCGCCAUUGUGGGAAACUCUGGGAUCCUACUGAACAGCAGCUGUGGACCUGACAUCGACUCGCACGACUUUGUUAUCAGGUGUAACCUGGCACCUGUGGAGGAGUACUCUCGGGACGUGGGGUGGCGGACCAACUUGGUAACCAUGAACCCUUCAGUGGUGCAGCGGGCCUUCCAGGACCUGGUCAGCGAGGAGUGGAGGGAUCGCUUCCUGCAGCGGCUUCAAAGCCUCAGCGGCAGCGUGCUGUGGAUCCCGGCCUUCAUGGCCAAGGGGGGAGAGGAGCGCGUGGAGUGGGCCCUUCGUCUCAUCCUGCUGCACACCGUGGACGUCCGCACCGCCUUCCCCUCGCUGCGCCUUCUCCACGCUGUCAGAGGGUACUGGCUGACUAACAAUGUCCACAUCAAGCGUCCGACCACGGGGCUCCUCAUGUACACGCUGGCCACCCGCUUCUGUGAGGAGAUCCACCUUUACGGCUUCUGGCCCUUCCCACUCAACCCGCAAGGCAAACCGGUCAAAUACCACUACUACGAUACUCUAAAGUACGAGUACACGUCCAGCUCCAGCCCUCACACCAUGCCUUUGGAGUUCAGGACCCUGAGCGCGUUGCACAGACUGGGGGCACUCCGGCUCCACACCGGGGCCUGCGCUGCGGAGAGGAGACCGCAGAAGGAGCUCAAAAACAAAUAGCUUAAAAUGAGCAUCUCCAUGGAAACCACUUUGAGACUGUGGACGAACAUUUUUCUUGUUAACGUACUUUUAUGAAACUUGAAUUAACUUAUUUUCAGUAAUUGGAAUGAACUUUUUCUAUUUCAGGCUCUUGUAUUGACUUCUUUCACUGGCGUGUUUUACCUUUAAUGAGAUUUCUAUGGCAACCUUUAAAAUAACGAGACCCUUUUUCUGCUCUUCAUGAAGGUCCUGUCAUGUCCAUCUGUCGGCCCCUUUGUUUUCUUAAAGAGACCAUUUUAAAAGUCCGUCCGGGUUUCUAGUACAGUUGUAAGUUACAAAUGAAGGUUUCAGAACACCUAUUUGUGUUUUCAAAAUUGGUCAUUAGACGCCACAAAUUAAUAUUCCCAGUUUAUGAUGUGAUAGGGCUCCAUUAAAGGUGUUUUGUUAUUUACCCAGCGCGUCGACAUCACAAAGAGCUGCUGAAUUAACGGCCCCUGUGAGUCACUAUAUGGGCCACAAGAUGGAAGCACUUAAUAAUCAGGGAGGAUGUUGAUGAGAGGAAAAAGAUGUCGGUCAACUGUUUAAACUUUUGUUUUUAUUUUUUAGUGUGAUAAACCAACACGUGAAAACACAUUUUCCUCGGAUAGAGAACAUUUUAAACUUUUGUACCUUCUUAUAAAGAACCGUCAUUGGUGUUCACAGUCCAACAUUUCAAAAGUCCACCCACCCAGAGCUGCCAUGUGAUAACGUCAGGUUACCUUGAGAGCCAAAUAACGAAACGGAAGCACGUUGAAUUGUAUUCAGCUUCUGUGAGGAUAUAGAGGGAGUGUACCAGCUGCUCACAUAAGAAUGUUUACACAGACUUAGCCCGUGGUAAACUCACUUCUGUUAACUCAAAGAACACCAGCCCUGUCUCUGCACUGGAAAUGUAAGUAUUGAGGUCAGACUGUAGUGGUGUAGUAGUAAGAGGAGCUUAUUUUAAAUGAAUGUAUUGGUGAUACUCUUACAAAGGUUGUAAGAAAUGAGCCCCAUAAUGUGCUUUAAAUAAAUUCCUGGUCACAGUUAGCAACAGCUUCAGCUCCUGAGAGGAGGACGAGCUGAUAACUUAUAUGCCUUCAUUCAUUUUAAUAACAUGAGUUAUACCUAUUUAGUGUGUUUGGGUAAACCAAUAUAGGUUGGUACAGAUAUUUUUAGAUAUUGAUUGACGUUGCCAGUAUUUUGUGCCUGUAAUCUAUAAAUUUGACCAUUUAAAUGUGGACCAUUCACAUGCCCAGAAAGAAAGGGUUAUUCUUCACAGCAGUGGUUCCCAACUGGUGGAUCACGGUCCUAAAGUGGGUCGCGGGUCCAUUCUAGAUUGACUGCAAGUGAUUUGUGAACGUGUCAAGCAUGUAAAAAAUACACUUUAUUUUUAAGUACAGUGAAUUUCCAGUGCAUAGCUUUUAUUUUGAAGUGUCAUUUCCUGCUGUAGAGUUAUUGACUAAUGGACAGCUACUUGACAGAGACAGCAAACUAGCUCGACCAAACGUUAGUAUGACGCUGAAUAUAUUAAACAGUGUGGACCUUAAACUAAAGGCUCAAGAGAAAUCUGGACCUUGUGGCUGGACCAGUUGGGAACCACUGUUUUACAGGAUGGGAAAUAUAGAAAAAGUGUUUUAAUAGUUUCAUGUACUUCUGAAACCCAGAUAUGAAUAAACAUGAAAAAAACAAGUAAAUUUGAUGGAGAUUUAAUAAAGGAACAGUUAGUACGUUUACAUGCACAGUUUAAUUCCACUUUUAAUCGGAAUGAAAGGCCAUUCCGAUUAAAAGUGGUCAUGUAAACGGUCAUUCCGAUUGAAAAACGGUCAUUCCGAUUGAAAAUUAAAUCCGAUUAAAGAGGGUGGUUUAUUACGUUUGUCAUUCCGAAUGAAAGAAUUUUGUGUGCAUGUAUACACUCAUUCCUCUUUAAAUU
This is a messenger RNA of Epinephelus moara (kelp grouper), 3379 nucleotides long. RefSeq names its product ST8 alpha-N-acetyl-neuraminide alpha-2,8-sialyltransferase 2 (gene st8sia2). The record is from RefSeq and is a predicted model, not a curated record. The transcript has 6 exons. Gene Ontology annotation, biological process: N-glycan processing; oligosaccharide metabolic process. NCBI's taxonomy places the organism in Eukaryota, Metazoa, Chordata, Actinopteri, Perciformes, Serranidae. The coding region runs from base 295 to 1452 and encodes 385 amino acids. Gene Ontology annotation, molecular function: alpha-N-acetylneuraminate alpha-2,8-sialyltransferase activity.